CCCAAAUCACUCCACCAUCUCUACUCCUCUCUCUCUCUAUCUCCCCCUCUCUCUCUUCGACCAAGUUGGGGAUUUCCAGAAUCCGUCGACUUCUUCAAUCCCGCCAGCCACCGCCGAUCGUCCUCGGUGUCCACCGUCAGCCUCCAACACGCGAGAAGUCCGACACGGUGGGAGGUCAGGAUUCGCCGUGACAGCGAAUCGCCUCCGAUUUUGACAGCAGCGGACCUAGCCGUGCGUCGCCGUCGCUGCUGUUCGCCGACCGUCGUUGCGGUGCAGUCACCUCGCCGGGACGCCGCUGAUUCGUCCCUCCGUCGCCCGGGUCAGGCUGCUGCUGUCGCCGGUGGUCGUGCAGCCCCGAAACAUCACCGCAGCCCCCGAUUCGUCAUGAAACCACCCCGAACCACCCCGAAACUGCCUCGAACAGAUAAGUUCCGAUUCCCGAACAUGCCGGGUUUCAAAAUAAGAUGGAACGGAGAAUCCUCCUUGCUGAUUUUCGACUCCAGAACUCUCUGAAUUUGAUUCCCGGUUUCGUGGUGGAAUUAGGAAGAAUGAUAACUGUUUUCUGCUGCCUCGAGAGAAUUUUGUGAUUCAAAGUGAAUUUUAGAGCAGAAUUUGUGUGAGGAGGAGUUAAGCAUAAAGAAUGGAAGAAGCCGCCGCCGCCGUGCUUCAAGUUCUAUUUCAAAAGCUCAUCGAGUAUUCCAGGGAUCAGGUCUCACUUGUUCGAGGUUUCAGAAAUGAAGCCGAGCAGUUAACUCGGACUCUGGGGAUGAUCCAGGCAUUCUUGAGAGAUGCAGAUAUGAGUUCCAUCUCCGGUGGUGCUGUCAUGAAGUGGCUCACGGAUCUCGGAGACGUGGGGUUCGAUGCUGACGACGUUUUGGAUGAAAUCAUAUAUCAUCAACUCUCCGAACAAAGCAAGGCGGAUAAGAUGGCCAACAAACCCAUGAAACGAAAGGUAUUAUCAUGCUUCUCAUUCUGCCUUCAUAUUUCACGUGCUCGAAGUAUGGCUCUUAGAAUCCAACAAAUCAAUCGGAAUUUGAGGGUCAUUAACCAAAGGGCAGCCGACCUUGGCCUCGUCGGGAGACUUGCUGCUGCUGUGCCCACUUUGCCUGACGUUGCUCGUGAAACUGACUCAUUCAGUGUUGAUCCAAUUUUUAUUGGAAGAGAUGAGAUUAAGUCAAAAAUAGUUGAACAGCUUACCGCUUGUAGCACAACUGAUGAACGUAUUUCUAUCCUUGCCAUUGUGGGAAUGGGAGGAUUGGGGAAGACAACUUUGACUAGGGAAGUCUACAAUUUUCUAAAAGACGAGAAUCGGUUUGGAUCACAUAUUUGGGUGCAUGUUUCUCGAAAUCUUGAUCCACUCAUUCUUUUCAACAAAAUCCUCAAAGGAUUGACUUCUCCUAGUCAAGUCGAAAUUGGGGAUAAGGAAGGUGUUUUAAAAGAACUUGAAGUUGCUUUAAAAAAUAAAUCAUAUCUUCUUAUUCUUGAUGAUAUUUGGAAUGAAAGUGUUCUCAAAUGGGAAGAAUUUAUUCAUCCCUUGUUGCGCGUUAGUUCUAUGAAAGGUAAUGUGAUUGUUGUUACCACCAGAAGUAUGGACGUCGCUUCAAUUAUGAAUCCACUUCAUAAACAUGAGCUGCAAAUUUUAUCUAAUGAAGAUUGUUGGUCAAUUAUCAAAGAAAAAACUUUUGGUAAAGAGAAUGUUCCUUUAGCAUUUGAGGCCUCUGGAACUAAGAUUGCAGAAAAAUGUAAUGGUUUGCCAUUAGCUGCUAGCGUAGUUGGUGGAGUUCUACUGUGUGAUAAAUCUGAAGAAAAAUGGCACUCGAUCAAAGAGAAUUGGCUUUCACGCUAUGAAGGAAAUGAUAUGGCACAGAUAUUGAAGUUUAGUUUUGAUAAUUUGUCUCUACCGUCACUCAAAAAGUGUUUUGCAUAUUGUUCGAUUUUUCCUAAAGGUUACAAAUUUAAAACACAGACUCUGAUUGAGUAUUGGAUGGGCGAAGGAUUUCUUGAAGCUGAUGAUAGCAGUGACAUGGAAUCUAUGGGAGAAAAAUUUAUCCAUGUUCUUCUACGCAACUCUUUACUGCAAAUUGCAGAAAGAGAUGUUUAUGGAAAUGUGGAAAGUUGUGUGAUGCAUGAUCUUCUGCAUGAUCUUGCAGCUUCUGUUUUAGGAGGUUCUUUUAAGAAAGGUGAAAUUACCCGAGUUCGAUACAUGUUUCUCAAACUAGAUUCAAGAGUUGUUCUAAAAGAAAAUGAAAGAUAUUUGCGAACAUUGCUGUCCAUGUAUCACAUGAAUGAUUGCAUGUUCUCAAACUUCAAAUCUCUUCAUGUUUUAGCUUUUGAAAGUUGGCAUGCUGAAGAGUUGUCAAGUGAAAUCAAGAAGUUGAUACAUUUGAGAGUUCUUGAUAUUGACGAAUCAUCUGUUGAGUAUCUUCCGGAUUGGAUCGGUGAACUCUUUCACUUGCAGACACUGAGAGCUUGUAAUAGAAAGUUAAAGAAACUUCCAAGUACUUUGAAGAACUUGAGAAACUUAAGGCAUCUUUAUAUUACGAAAGGUGUAGAGUUGUUUGCCAAGAUUGGUCGGUUAACUUCUCUCAGGACCCUACAGUUUUUUAGGGUGGGUGACAAUAAUGGCUACAAAAUUGAAGAGCUCGGAAGUUUGAAUUGUCUCAAAGGAAAACUGGAAAUUGAUAACCUUGAAAGGGUUCGUAAUAAGGAAGAGGCUGAGAAAGCAAAACUAUCUAACAAGCCAAAAUUAUUGGAGUUGUAUUUGGGAUGUCAGACUGGUAGAGAAGGUGAAACUACAAAUGAUGAGAAUGUGUUGGAAGGCCUCCAACCUCACUCUCUUCUGAAGCAGUUGGAGAUUUCUGGAUUUGGAGGCAGAAGCUUUCCAUCAUGGGCUCGAAAUAUGGAAGUUGAUAACGGGCUACCAUUUAACAAGUUGGUUAAGAUAACACUCUCCGACUGCUCAGAAUGUGAAGAAAUCCCAAUGUUUGGGCAGUUGCCAAAUCUCAAGUGUCUUCGGUUGUACAGAUUGAGGAAUGUGAAGUCCAUAAAUUCUUCAUUCUAUGGAGCAGUGAAUGAUGAGACACGUACUGUAUUCCCAGUGCUAGAAGAGCUCAUGUUGGAUGACUUGCCUAAGCUCACAGUGUUGAAGGGAAUAGAAUCAGUGGAUGCAAGUGCUGUCAGUGUAUUUCCUCACCUUCAAAAGUUGAGGAUCGAAGAUUGCCGUGUGUUGACGAGUUUUCCUACCCAUUUCUGGUCUUCCCUCAAAGAUUUGAAUUUUAGUCGUAUUGGCAGCUAUAAGCCUUUGGCAGACAUAUUUCAAACGGAAUUAACAUUGCUAACAGAGCUUUUUAUUGAUGGAGUAGAUGAUGUAGAAAGUCUCCCAGAUUGGCUAUUCUAUAGUAUUCCCAAUCUCUCAAAGUUGAUGAUAUGGAAGUGUUCCAAUUUGAGAGAAAUACCAGAUGGUCUAGGCACCCUCAAUUCUUUGAAAGUGUUUCGCAUAGGGGAUUGCCCAAAUCUGAAAUGGAUAGGAGAUCUUGGCGUACAACAAUCACAAGAAAGUCUCAGAUCCCUUACAAGUUUGGGGAUAUGGAAGUGCGAGGCUUUGCUGUAUUUGCCAUGUGAAAUGCUAGGAUCCUCACUCAAGGAUUUGGGGUUGAGGGAUUUAAGUAGCCUAGAGAAUCUACCCGAAAUAAUUGCCUGUCUCCUAAAAUCCCCCUGUUUAAGUAGCUUGGAAUGGUUAAGCAUAGAUGCUAGUGUGGGGGGAUUAAUGGACAUUGUUAAUGGAUGCAGCUCGCUUUAUGUCUUAGAAUUGGAGGGGAUGGAAAGUUGGGAAAAUCUACCGGAAUCGAUUCAGUAUCUCACUACUCUUUCUAAUUUAUGGUUGGAGAAUUUUGGAAUGGAAGAGUUACCUGAAUGGUUGGGGAACUUGUCAUCUCUAUGGGAGUUGCGUAUACGAAAUUGUAAGAAGUUAAGGCGUCUACCCUCUUUGGAUGCAAUGCGGCGCCUCACUGAAUUAUUCAGCUUAAGUAUUGAGGGAUGCCCAGAAAUAUGUGUUGAAGAAGCAAGUGAUGCAGCUGAUUCUCAAUGGCCCAACAUUUCCCAUAUCCCCGACAUCUUCAUUGAUGGACGCCGCAUCGAUCGUCGUCGUGCUGAAGAACAAAGCUGAAGGAAAGGUUCAUGUUUGAGUUUGAGUUGCUUCUAGAGAGUGAGGAGGUGAAGGAGUGUGCGCGCUUUAAUUUUCUUCAACUUGAUGUCAACAUUCUUCAAAUUCAAACAGGUUAGGCAAUUGUCUGCAUUGUGCGUCUUUCUCAUUCCGCAAAGUGGUGGCAGAAGAAGAUGAAGCAAAGACUUGUGUUAGAGCAACGUCCAAAUUUGCAUCAAUAAUUCAUUUCCAUUCCUAAACCUUAACCCUUUGCUCUGAAACAAUUCUCAGCAUAAAGAAUGGAAGAAGCCGCCGCCGCCUCCUUGCUUCAAGUUCUAUUUCAAAAGCUCAUCGAGUAUUCCAGGGAUCAGGUCUCACUUGUUCGAGGUUUCAGAAAUGAAGCAGAGCAGUUAACUCGGACUCUGGGGAUGAUCCAGGCAUUCUUGAGAGAUGCAGAUAUGAGUUCCAUCUCCGGUGGUGCUGUCAUGAAGUGGCUCACGGAUCUCGGAGACGUGGGGUUCGAUGCUGACAACGUUUUGGAUGAAAUCAUAUAUCAUCAACUCUCCAAACAAAGCAAGGCGGAUAAGAUGGCCAACAAACCCAUGAAACAAAAGGUAUUAUCAUACUUCUCAUGCUGCCUUCAUAUUUCACGUGAUCGAAGUAUGGCUCUUAGAAUCCAACAAAUCAAUCGGAAUUUGGGAUCCAUUAACACCCUGGCGACCGGGCUUGGCCUCACCAUGAGACCUACUGCUGUGCCCGCUUUGGUUUAUAGUGCUCGUGAAACUGACUCAUUCAGUGUUGAUCCAAUUUUUAUUGGAAGAGAUGAGAUUAAGUCAGAAAUAGUUGAACAGCUUACCGCUUGUAGCACAACUGAUGAACGUAUUUCUAUCCUUACCAUUGUGGGAAUGGAAGGAUCGGGGAAGACAACUUUGACUAGGGAAGUCUUCAAUUCUCUAAAAGAUGAGAAUCGGUUUGGAUCACAUAUUUGGGUGCAUGUUUCUCAAAAUUUUGAUCCACUCAUUCUUUUCAACAAAAUCCUCAAAGGAUUGACUUCUCCUAGUCAAGUCGAAAUUGGGGAUAAGGAAGGUGUUUUAAAAGAACUUGAAGUUGCUUUAAAAAAUAAAUCAUAUCUUCUUAUGGAAAUCUAUGGGAGAAAAUUUUAUCCAUGUUCUUCUACGCAACUCUUUACUGCAAAUUGCAGAAAGAGAUGUUUAUGGAAAUGUGGAAAGUUGUGUGAUGCAUGAUCUUCUGCAUGAUCUUGCAGCUUCUGUUUUAAGAGGUUCUUUUAAGAAAGAUGAAAGGUUACAAAAAUUGGAAAGAGUUCGAUACAUGUUUUUCGAAAAUGAUUCAAGUGCUGUUCUAGAAACAAAUGAAAAAUAUUUGCGCACAUUACUGUCCAUGUAUCACAUGAAUAUUAACAUGUUCUCAAACUUUGAAUCUCUUCAUGUUUUAACUUUUGAAAAUUGGUUUGGUGAAGAGUUGUCAAGUGAAAUCAAGAAGUUGAUACAUUUGAGAGUUCUUGAUAUUGACAAAUCAUCUAUAGAAUAUCUUCCUGAUUGGAUUGGUGAACUCUUUCACUUGCAGACACUGAGAGCUUGUAAUCGUAAGUUAAAGCAACUUCCAAGUACUUUGAAGAACUUGAGAAACUUAAGGCAUCUUUAUAUUGAGAAAGAUGUAGAGUUGUUUGCCGAGAUUGGUCUGUUAACUUUUCUCAGGACCCUAAAGUUUUUUAGGGUGGGCGACAAGAAUGGCUACAAAAUUGAAGAGCUCAGAAGUUUGAAUUGUCUCAAAGGAAAACUGCAAAUUGAUAACCUUGAAAAGGUUGUAACAAGGAAGAGGCUGAGAAAGCAAAACUAUCUAACAAGCCAAAAUUAGUGAAGUUGUAUUUGGGAUGGGAUAUUGAUAAAGAAGGUGAAACUACAAAUGAUGAGAAUGUGUUGGAAGGCCUCCAACCUCCCUCACGUCUGGAGAAGUUGGCGAUUAAAGGAUUUGGAGGCAAAAGAUUUCCAUCAUGGACUCGAAAUAUGGAAGUUGAUAAUGGACGUCAAGGUUCUAGGCUACCACUUAACAAGUUGGUUAAGAUAACAGUCUCCGACUGCUCAGAAUGUGAAGAAAUCCCAAUGUUUGGGCAGUUGCCAAAUCUCAAGCGUCUUCGGUUGUACAGAUUGAGGAAUGUGAAGUCCAUAAAUUCUUCAUUCUAUGGAUCAGUGAAUGAUGAUACGCAUACUGUUUUCCCAGCGCUAGAAGUGCUGGUGUUGGAUGACUUGCCUAAGCUCACAGUCUUGAAGGGAAUAGAAUCAGGGGAUGCAAGUGCUGUCAGUGUAUUUCCUCGCCUUCAAUGCUUGUCGAUCUAUGAUUGCGGUGUGUUGACGAGUUUUCCUACCCAUUUCUGGUCGUCCCUCAAAGAUUUGAAUUUUCGUCGUAUUGGCAGCUAUAAGCCUUUGGCAGACAUAUUUCAAACGAAAUUAACGUUGCUAACAGGGCUUUGGAUAGUUGGAGUAGAUGAUGUAGAAAGUCUCCCAGAUUGGCUAUUCUAUAGUAAUCCCAAUCUCUCUUAUUUGACUAUAUUUCAGUGUUCCAAUUUGAGAGAAAUACCUUAUGGUCUAGGCACCCUCAAUUCUUUGAAAGAGUUGUGCAUAGAGGAUUGCCCAAAUCUGAAACGGAUUGGAGAUCUUGGCGUACAACAAUCACAAGAAAGUCUCACAUCCCUUACAAAGUUGGAGAUCAGUAGGUGCGAGGCUUUGCUGUAUUUGCCAUGUGAAAUGAUAGGUUCCUCACUCAAGCUUUUGCGGUUGGAGGAUUUAAGUAGCCUAGAGAAUCUACCCGAAAUAAUUGCCCUUCUCCCAAAACCCCCCCGUCUAUCAUAUCUGAGAAUCACUGGUGGUCCUCAAUUCAGGACCACUUGUUUUGUUGGGAUUCCGCCUCCUUUUUGUAGCUUGGUAUGGUUAAAAAUAGAUGCUAGUGUGGGGGGAUUAAUGGACACUGUUAAUGGCAUAUUGCAAGGAUGCAGCUCGCUUAUUGGCUUAGAAUUGAAGGGGAUGGAAAGUUGGGAAAAUCUACCGGAAUCGAUUAAGUAUCUCACUACUCUUUCUCUUUUAAGUUUGGAGAAUUUUGGAAUGGAAGAGUUACCUGAAUGGUUGGGGAACCUCUCAUCUCUAAGACAGAGUUGUAUAUACAAAAUUGUAAGAAGUUAAGGCGUCUACCAUCUAAGGAUGUAAUGUGGCGCCUCACUGAAUUAGUUAUUGAGGGAUGCUCAGAAAUAUGUGUUGAAGAAGCAAGUGAUGCAGCUGAUUCUCAAUGGCCCAACAUUUCCCAUAUCCCCCACAUCCGUAUUGAUGGAUGCCGCAUCGUUCGUAAUGAAUAAGUCUGAGGAAAGGUUCGUGUUUGAGUAUGAGUUGCUUCUAAAGAGUGAGGAGGUGAAGGAGUGUGUGCCCAUUAAUUUUCUCCACAUGAUGUCAACAUUCUUCAAAUUCCCGCAGGUUUGGCAAUUGCUUACGUUGUGUGUCUUUCUCUUGCCGCAAAGUGGUUGCAGAAGAAGAUGAAGCAAAGACUUGUGUUAGAGCAACGUCCGAAUUUGCUUACCAACAAACUUUGGCGGUUGUACUCAUUUUAUCCCUUAUUGUUGCAUGAAAAUUGUAAAGUGCAAGGUAUUUUAAGAUGUUUGGAUUGGUUUUGUUGUUGUAAUUUAUCAAACAAGAUCCUAUGUUUUGUAGGUAUAUCAUGGUCUUUUGUCAUCACUACUAGAUUAUUGUCACUUGUAUUAGUGCCAUCUAUUAUGGGACGGAAGUAGUACUAUAUUUUAAUGUGAUUUGCUAUUGUGUCA
Salvia splendens (bonfire salvia) is the source of this 7964-nucleotide messenger RNA. RefSeq names its product putative disease resistance protein RGA3. The record is from RefSeq and is a predicted model, not a curated record. The transcript is spliced from 6 exons. Gene Ontology annotation, molecular function: ADP binding. The coding region runs from base 641 to 4165 and encodes 1174 amino acids. Lineage: Eukaryota; Viridiplantae; Streptophyta; Magnoliopsida; Lamiales; Lamiaceae.